AUGUCUAGUACGAAUCCCACCCAACGGAAAAGAAAGUAUAAGGGGAGGGCUCCUCCCGGUCCUGAUCAGGCGGUCAUUAGUUGGAAAGAGGAGGAGUUUAAUAAUCUGGUUGGGGGUAUGGGUUUCCGUCCCGAGUGGGGAGCCCAGUAUCCUCCCGUCGGUUCAACUGCUUUGGACGCUCCUCCGGGCCAUAUUACGUUAUAUGCUGCGUUUUUCCGGGAAGUUAGUUUCAGACUACCUAUUACGAAGUUUACUGCUGCUGUGUUGAGGGGGUAUGGGCUUCAUAUUUCACAGCUGAAUGCUAUUGGGCUUCCACGCAUUACUCACUUUGAGUAUGUCUGUAGGGCCUAUCGUAUUGAGCCUACAUUUCAGAUGUUCAAUGUUUUUUAUAGUGUGACGUAUGCUAGCAGUUUCUAUUCGUUUCAAGCACGAUCGGGUGUUGCUCCGGUGUGCUCCAUGCCUUUGAAGAGUCUUCAUGACUGGAAGCAGAAAUUUUUCUACAUCCGCCGUGGUGUAAUCCCGAUAGAUAUGCCUUAUCGGCAGGUGGGCCAAGGGAUUCCAAAGGUAGAUGUUAUGGAGGAUUAUGGUGCCCAGGACUGGUUCAAGAGGAUAACCCAGAAGGCGACUGCUAUUUCUCAACUGGAUGAGAUGGCCCUGGUUGGUGCUGGGAUGAGUUUGUUGUGGGUGCCCAAGAAUCCAUUGGGUCAAUCCGUAUACAGUUAUCAGGGCAAAUCCUUGGAGUUUAAAAAGGUUUUCGUGAAUUAUGCUGAUCGAGAAAGUUCAUAUAACACUUUGCCGAGUGAAGAUGACUGGAAAAAAGUUGAAGAUGUUUGCACUUUUUUGGCAUUAUUCAAUGAGGCUACAAGAAUAAUUUCUGGCUCCGAGUAUCCAACUUCAAAUUUAUUUCUUAGUGAGUUAUAUGGGAUAAAAGAGGCAUUAGAUGAAGUAGCUUUGGAUGUGGAUGAUUGCAUGAAAGAUAUGGUUGACGAGAUGAAAAAGAAAUUUGACAAGUAUUGGGGUUCAUGUAACUUGUUGAUCUCUAUUGGUGCUGUUUUAGAUCCUAGAUACAAGAUGCAUCUAAUUAAGUUUUCUUUUAAGUCCAUUUAUUCGAAGGAAAAGGUAGAUCAAGAGAUUCAGUUGGUUGAAAAAUGUUUAGAAGAAUUGUUUAAAGAGUAUGUUGAAGCUUACAAAGAACCAAAUGCUGGUUCAUCUAGAAGUGUAAAUGAUGGGAGUGGUCCAAGUGGGAGUAGAAGUGGUUCAUCUAACUUUACCUCUUCACGAUUUGGUAAGAGUAUCAAGACUGGUAGUGCUAAAUAUCAUCAACAUAUUAAAAGUGUUGAUUGCGUUCAAAGUGCUAAGUCAGAAUUAGCAACUUAUUUGGAAGAAGGCGUAUGCAUAAUUGAGCAAGGUGUGCAUUUUGAUGCGUUGCGAUGGUGGAAGGAUAACAAACUUAAGUAUAAAGUGUUAUCUAAAAUGGCUGCUGAUAUCUUAGCUAUACCAAUAACCACUGUUGCUUCAGAGUCAGCUUUUAGUGCUGGUGGGAGGGUUAUUGAUCCACAUCGUUCUGCUUUAGGAACUAAGAUGGUGGACAUGCUUAUAUGUGGGGCUGAUUGGUACCGUCAAUAUUAUGGGCUGGAAAAAAAGAAAAAGGAAAAUGACGAUGUCGUAUAUAUUGCGCUCCUGUGAAGAAUGAGAACUAUUAGUUGGGAUCUAUAUUUUUGGGGAAGCUAGAUAUUCAAGAGUCAAGACAUUUAUUUUGUAGUUCAUAUGAAAAAGCUGGACAUUGAAGACUUUUUUUGGGAUAUGUAUUUUGGAUGAUUAUGUCUUAAGAUAAACUUGAUUUGUCAUAUGGUGCUACUUUUUUGUCUUGAAUUUUUGAUAAUCGUUUAAUGGUUAUACUUAACUA
Helianthus annuus (common sunflower) is the source of this 1906-nucleotide messenger RNA. RefSeq names its product zinc finger BED domain-containing protein RICESLEEPER 2-like. The transcript has 5 exons. Gene Ontology annotation, molecular function: protein dimerization activity; DNA binding. Bases 1 to 1686 code for a protein of 561 amino acids. Lineage: Eukaryota; Viridiplantae; Streptophyta; Magnoliopsida; Asterales; Asteraceae. The record is from RefSeq and is a predicted model, not a curated record.